Molecule: messenger RNA, 4582 nt
Organism: Archocentrus centrarchus (flier cichlid)
Lineage: Eukaryota; Metazoa; Chordata; Actinopteri; Cichliformes; Cichlidae
Product: trichohyalin-like
Exons: 7
Coding region: 315-4328 (1337 amino acids)
Biological process (GO): regulation of transcription by RNA polymerase II; embryo development
Cellular component (GO): nucleus
Molecular function (GO): DNA-binding transcription factor activity, RNA polymerase II-specific; RNA polymerase II transcription regulatory region sequence-specific DNA binding
Source: RefSeq, a predicted model, not a curated record
CGGCCGUGUCCCUGAGCGCAGCGAAGAAGAAGCAGCUCUAACAAUAACCUGCGUGGAUCAACAGGUGGUAGCAUUAAUCUUUUUUUUUCUCUCCUUCCUCCGCUUUAAGUCGCUUUAAAGGCGGACCCCGCAGCAUAAGCCCCGAGCCUCCACCGUGAUCGGACCCGCGGAGCUCUCAGUGCCGGCAGAUGGCCUCCCGUUAGCGGGUCCGAUCCGCUCGGACUAACGGCUAACGGCUGCUCCAUCCCGGAGAACCCCGAAAAGCUGUCCGUGAGGAGGAAACGCAUCAAAGACUACCUGCGCAGGUGUUCCAGAUGAUCUGCACUUACCGCAGGAGGGAGGAGAGGAGGAAGGAGGUGGGCUGUCAGUGGGAGAGCCCCGAGGAGCACACGAAGGAGGUGGGCUGUCAGAGCGACGCCGCGGAGAGGAGGGACGCCGCCGUGCAGGUGGACCUGCAGACUCAGCAGCUCAGCUGGAGACACUCAGGUGUUCCCUGGCAGUGUGGCGCUGUCAGAGCAGGUGAACCAGGAGGGGGCGCUCUGCUGCAGCUCUGCGGCACCCAUACAUCAUGCGGCAAGCAGCACGUCAGCCACCCGCUGCUACACGCCACCAACAGCCCCGCCCUCUACCUCCUGUGCCCCGCCUUGCUGCCCACGGUGGUCUCAGAGCACGUGGAAACCAGCCUCCACCCUUGGUCCUCCCCGUCACCCAGCGCGCCUGUCCUGACGCCUGCAGGCGGCUCAGCUGCUCCUCCCGGACUCAUCGCUCCGCUGAGCCCCCGGCUGGCUGAGGAAGAGGAGGAGGACUUACCAAAAGAUGAUAACGAGGAGUGCUUCUGCUCCAACCAGGCAGCAUUAAAAGAAAGGAAGAUGGAAAAGGAAGAAGAGCAGAGGAGGAGGAGACCUAAUGGUAGUAAAAGAGAAACGUUGUCAGCAGAACUGACCAAUCACAUUGCAGGAAAAGUUGAGCCCAGUAGGAGGAGGAAACAAAAGAUGAAGCUUCUGAAGGAGGAUGAGGAGUUCCAGGCCAGCAAACAAGGAGAGAAGCAACAGCAACCUGCAGCACAGACCCAGGAGGAGCAGCAGGAGAGGGAGAGGAUGCUCAUGGAGAAGAAGAGUGAGGAGGAGACGGGAGGGAAGGUGGAGCUGAUGAAGGAUGAGGUGUUGAUGAAAGAGGGGGGAGGAAUCAAAUCUGUAACGAUGAAGAAUGAGGAGGUGGAGGCUCAGAGACCGAGGAGGAGGAUGGUCGGGCCAACAGUCAGAUACCUGCUAGAGUCUGAGCAGGUAGAGUCACAUGGGCCGACAGCAGCCAAUCACAGCAGAGCAAGGGAAGACAAAGUGAAGAGGAAGGUGGGGAGGCCGAGGAAAGAGCAGAAAGAGGUGGAGGAGGCAGUGGAGGAGCAGACAGAGAGCAGUGGGGUGGAGUCCCCAGGAGACACAGGAGCAAAGGGAUGGUGGCAGCUCUGCCAGGUGUGUGGCGUGAACCUCACCAGCCAGGCGUCUCUGGACCUCCACAUGUCCACGCAUGGACCAAAGCAAAUGUUCGGCUGCCACCUCUGCAGCAGGAAGUUCAGCUGCGCCAGCAAACUGCGCCUGCACCAUCGUUGCCAUCUCCAUGGCAGCGGAGAUGAUGGUCUGCACUGCAGCGGAGAUGGGGUGGGCCCAAGCAGCACCCAAGCUUCUGGUGACAAACAGGAAGGACAGGACAAUGACACCCAGAGUGAUGAAGACGAGGAGGAGGGUCCUGGUUGUUCGGUUGAGUCCUGGACCCUGAAAAUCAGGAGGGAGGAAGUCCAGGGGAAAGAUGGAGGGAGGCAGAUGAAAAAGUGCAGAGAGGAGGUGAAACAAGUCAGUGCAGAGGAGGAGGAGCUUGCUCAGAGGCCGAGGAGAAUGACGAUUGGCCCACCGAUCAGAUAUCUUGUAGAGUCAGAGGAGACAUCACGUGGUCCCGGAACAGACAAUCAGACCAAUCAGGAGGACGCUAACAAACCCACACCAAGGAGAAGAAGACCAAAAAUGGUCGCUAGCCUCAGUGAGGCUGGGGGCGGGAGUUCAGAGAGGACUGACAGGCCUGAGGCUGAAGAAAACAGUCACAUGGUCACAAUGGGAGGAAGAGAGGAGGAGGAGGAGCCUCAGAGGAGGCCAAUCUGUCCACCAAUCAGAUACCUGCUGGAGUCAGAGGAGAUGUCACAUGGUUCACAAACAGCCAAUCAGGGCAAAGAAAACAAACCCACAGGAAGGAGAAGAAGACCAAAAAAGGUUUCUGACCUCAGUGAGGUUGGGGGCAGGGAUUCAGAGGUGAUUGACGGGUGUCAGGCUGAAGCUAAAGAGAAACGUCACAUGGUUCAAAAGGCCAGAAGAGAGGAAGAAAAAGACGAGGAGCCUCAGAGGGAGAGGAGGACGGUCUGUCCACCAAUCAGAUACCUUCUUGACUCAAAGGAGACAUCACAUAGUUCGCAAGCCAAUCAGGAUGCAGAAAGCAAGCCCACAGGAAAGAGCAGCAGACCAAAGAAGGUUUUUGGCCUCACUGACACUGGGGGCAGGGCUUCAGAGAUGACUGACAGGCCUGAGGCUGACGCUAAAAAAAGUCACAUGGUUCAAAAGGCUAGAAGAGAGGAUGAGAAAGAGGAGGAGCAUCAGAGGCCGAGGAUGACGGUGGGUCCACCAAUCAGAUACGUUCUCGACUCAGAGGAGACAUCACAUGGUUUGCAAACAGCCAAUCAGGAUGCAGAAAAUCCCACACGGAGGACAGGGAGCCCACAAAAGGUGUCCGUCCACACAUCAAAACGAAUGUUCGGCUGCCAUCUCUGCAACAGGAAGUUCACCCGCGCCGGCAAACUGCUCCUGCACCAUCGCCACCAUCACCACAGCAACAGAGAUGGGGCGGGCCCAAGCAGCACCCGAACUACUGAUGACAAACGGGAGGAACAGGACACUGGCACCCCGUGUGAUGAAGAACAGGAGAAGACAAAGCCCCUCCUCACAGGGCCCACCAAGGCUCCUUAUUGUUCGGGAGACAUAAAGCGGGUGAGUAAAAAUCCCCGCUGGUUGUUUGACUACUGGACCCUGAAAGUGAGGAGGAAGGGAGCGCGGGAGAAAGAUGAAGGGAGGGGGACGAAGAGGUGCAGAGAAGAGGAUGAGGAGGAAAGACGAGCGAUGAAACAAGUCUGUGUGGAGAAGGAGCCUCAGAGGCCAAGGAGGACAAUGGUCGGCCCACCAAUCAGAUACCUGCUGGAGUCAGAGGAGACGUCAGAUAGUAAACAAGCAGCCAAUAAGCAGGCAGAAAGAAGACAAACGUCAGAAAAGGAUGAUGACCUCAGUGAGGCUGGGGGCGGGGCUUCUGAGGCUGAAGAUAAAGAGACAGGUCACAUGGUUGCAAUAGCAGAAAAAGAGAAAGAGGAGGAGGAGCCACGUCAGAGGCCGAGGAGGACAGUUGGCCCACCAAUCAGAUACCUGCUGGAGGCAGAGGAGACAUCACGUGGUCUAGGAACAGUUAAUGAGACCAAUCAGGAGGCAGCUAACAAAUACACAGGAAGAGGAGGAAGAACAGAAACGGCCAUUAGCCUCAGUGAGGCUGGGGGUGGGGCUUCAAAGAUGAUUGACAGGUCUGAGGCUGGAGAUAAAGAAAUGGGUCCCAUGGUUCAAAAGGCCAGAAGAGAGGACGAGCAGGAGGAGGAGCCUCAGAGGCCGAGGAGGACCGUUGGCCCACCAAUGAGAUACCUGCUGGACUCAGAGGAGAUGUCACCCAAUCAGGAUGCAGAAAACAAGCCCACAUGGAGAACAGGGAGACCACAAACGGUAUCCGUCCACAGACCAAAGCGAAUGUUCGGCUGCCGCCUCUGCAACAGGAAGUUCACCCGCGCUGGCAAACUGCUCCUGCAUCAUCGCCGCCAUCACAGCAACAGAGAUGGUCUCCAGGGCAACGGAGAUUGGGCGGGCCCAAGCAGCACCCGGGCUACUGAUGACAAACAGGAAGAACAGGACCGUGACGCCCAGAGUGAUGAAGAGCAGGAGGAGCAGCCUCAGAGGCCGAGGAGGACGACAGUCGGCCCACCAAUCAGAUACCUGUUAGAGUCAGAGGAGAUGUCAGGAACAGCCAAUCAGAGCACAGCAGUCAAACUCAUACAGAGGAGAGGAAGACCAAAGAAGGUUGUUGGUGGCAGUGAGGCUGGGGGCGGGGCUUCAGGGAUGAUCGACAGGCCUGAGGCCGCAGUGGCCACAGAGAGACAGACAGGUGUGCACACAGAAACUCAUCUGGUCUACAGAGAUCUGCAGGACAAUCAGGUGACCAUCACCCCCUGCUGCAUCAGGAUGCAGCGCCUCCUCUGAUUGGCUGUGAGAGCCUGUCAGUCUGGACUCAGGGCCGGUUCAGCACAUGAACAAACCCAAACACUUUUUUUAUUGUUAAAAUAUCAAAUCCAUGAUUUUAAUGAGAUUUUCCACUGCCGGCAGCUGUAAAUAUGUCUGUACACCUCUGACCUUUACGCUAAAAGGGCACACUUCAGGAGUUUUAUUGUGAAAACAUUGUUUUUAAGGAGACAGGUUUAUUUGUUCAGCAGUUAUAGUAAACAAUAAAAUCAAAU